This is a messenger RNA of Cariama cristata (Red-legged seriema), 1535 nucleotides long. RefSeq names its product probable phospholipid-transporting ATPase IIB. Lineage: Eukaryota; Metazoa; Chordata; Aves; Cariamiformes; Cariamidae. The annotation marks the transcript as partial. The transcript is spliced from 10 exons. Gene Ontology annotation, molecular function: ATP binding; ATP hydrolysis activity; ATPase-coupled intramembrane lipid carrier activity. The record is from RefSeq and is a predicted model, not a curated record. Gene Ontology annotation, cellular component: endosome; plasma membrane; trans-Golgi network. Gene Ontology annotation, biological process: phospholipid translocation; retrograde vesicle-mediated transport, Golgi to endoplasmic reticulum; endocytosis.
GUCACUACUCGAGGAGAGGCCCACUUAGAACUAAAUGCCUUUAGGAGGAAGCAUGACUGUGCCUUGGUGAUAUCUGGGGACUCACUUGAGGUUUGUCUGAAGUAUUAUGAGCAUGAAUUUGUAGAGUUGGCUUGUCAGUGUCCUGCUGUAGUGUGCUGCCGGUGUUCUCCCACCCAAAAAGCUCAUAUUGUGAAACUGUUACAGCACCACACUGGAAAACGCACGUGUGCAAUAGGUGAUGGAGGAAAUGAUGUCAGCAUGAUCCAAGCAGCAGACUGUGGAAUUGGAAUUGAAGGCAAGGAGGGAAAACAAGCUUCCCUAGCAGCUGACUUUUCUAUUACACAGUUUAAACACAUAGGUAGGCUGCUGAUGGUACACGGUCGAAACAGUUACAAAAGAUCAGCAGCACUUGGUCAAUUUGUCAUGCACCGAGGCCUUAUUAUUUCAACUAUGCAGGCUGUAUUUUCAUCAGUCUUCUAUUUUGCAUCUGUUCCCUUGUACCAAGGUUUCCUAAUGGUAGGGUAUGCAACCAUAUAUACUAUGUUUCCAGUCUUCUCUCUAGUAUUGGAUCAGGAUGUGAAGCCAGAAAUGGCAUUGCUGUAUCCAGAACUUUAUAAGGACCUCACAAAGGGAAGAUCUUUGUCAUUUAAGACCUUCCUCAUCUGGGUUUUAAUCAGUAUUUACCAAGGUGGUAUUCUGAUGUAUGGAGCCCUGCUGCUUUUUGAAUCUGAAUUUGUACAUGUCGUUGCCAUUUCCUUCACUGCCCUAAUCUUGACUGAGCUCUUGAUGGUUGCACUGACCAUACGAACGUGGCACUGGUUAAUGGUGGUGGCUGAAUUCCUCAGUCUUGGCUGCUAUGUGGCCUCUCUUGCAUUUCUAAAUGAAUACUUUGGUAUAGGCAGAGUGUCUUUUGGAGCUUUCUUAGAUGUUGCCUUUAUCACAACUGUGACCUUCCUGUGGAAAGUGUCAGCAAUCACUGUUGUAAGCUGUCUUCCACUUUACAUUCUCAAGUACUUGAAGCGCAAAUUUUCUCCUCCAAGUUACUCCAAGCUUACCUCGUAAAAGUAAUUAUAUUCCUAUAGUUUUUCACUCACACCAGUCUGCAAAUUGCACAUUCACUGUGCUUUAGUGUCUAUGGAUUUAUGUUGGACUAAAGAAAUUUACAAAAAAAAAAUCAAAAGUGAUAGAGUGAAUAGAGCACAAAAAGAGGAGGAAACAUCUGACAGGUACAAUAACACAGAAUUACACUAACAGGACUAUCAGAGAUAAACUAAAUUUUCUUCAUGUUGAUUUUUUUACUUUCAGUUGCUAUGAUUAUAAAAUAAAACUGAAUUAACUUUGAUUUGACAAUGCUUCUCAAUGGUUUCAUUGCUACUGUGAAGGAUUUCUUUGCUACUGUAAGGAUUUUUUUCCUACUGUACUAAUCUUCUGCAAGUUGAAUUGAAAGUUUUGUUAUUUGUUACAUAACUUCCAUUCUUUAAUUAUUACAUAACUUCCUAAUUCAAGUGCUUUCCUUUAAUGUUUAUAGAUGGAAA